This is a messenger RNA of Jaculus jaculus (lesser Egyptian jerboa), 2064 nucleotides long. It is a transcript of the gene Dnaaf1, whose product is annotated as dynein axonemal assembly factor 1. Gene Ontology annotation, cellular component: axoneme. The transcript has 12 exons. Lineage: Eukaryota; Metazoa; Chordata; Mammalia; Rodentia; Dipodidae. Gene Ontology annotation, molecular function: protein binding; dynein complex binding. Gene Ontology annotation, biological process: cilium assembly. The record is from RefSeq and is a predicted model, not a curated record. The coding region runs from base 1 to 1956 and encodes 651 amino acids.
AUGCACCCCGAGGCCUUGGAGCCGGAGGCGGAUGGGGCCGCGGAGCCUGAAUGCGCGCCCGAACCUGGGAUGGAGAAAUCCUCGGGCGACCACGGGGACGCAGCCCAAGGGGUCCUCAAGGAAGAAAUGAAUGAGUCUAAGGAAAUGUGUGUGGGUCCUCCUGACAUGCCCUGCCAAAGCCAGCAGCAGAGUGGUGAUGGUGGCUCAGAUGCAAGAGAUGACAAGGAUGAUCGGAACCCCAGAAUAACUAAAAAACUCCUGCAAAAACUCUGCAAGCAGCACAAGCUUUACAUCACACCUGCCUUGAAUGAUACGCUGUACUUACAUUUCAAAGGCUUUGACCGCAUCGAGAACCUGGAGGAGUACACAGGCCUGCGUUGCCUCUGGCUAGAAUGCAAUGGAAUACAAAAGAUUGAGAACCUGCAAGCCCAGACAGAGCUACGCUGUCUCUUCCUGCAGAUGAACUUGCUCCACAAAAUCGAGAACCUGGAGCCUUUGCAGAAGCUGGACUCCCUCAACCUCAGCAACAAUUACAUCAAAACCAUCGAAAAUCUCUCCUGCCUCCCAGUCCUGAACACCCUGCAGAUGGCCCACAACCACUUGGAGACCGUGGAUGACAUUCAACACCUCAGGGAGUGUCUGAGACUCUGUGUCCUCGACCUCUCCCACAAUAGGCUGAGUGACCCCGAGAUCCUGAGCGUUCUUGAGACCAUGCCUGGUUUGCGUGUGCUGAAUUUGAUGGGAAAUCCAGUGAUAAAGCACAUUUCUAACUACCGAAGGACAGUCACUAUUCGGCUGAAGCAUUUGACAUACCUCGAUGACAGGCCAGUUUUUCCAAAGGACAGAGCGUGUGCAGAGGCCUGGGCCCGGGGAGGGUCUGCUGCUGAGAAGGAGGAGCGACAGCAGUGGGAGAAUAGGGAGCACAAGAAGAUCACAGACAGCCUGGAGGCCUUGGCUGUGAUCAAGCAGCGGGCAGAAGAGCGGAGGAGACAGAAAAACAGAGGGGAAAAGCCAUCACCAGAUUGUGGAGAGGCCAUGCCUGCCAGCACGGAGAAGCAGGAAGAGCCUCCUGAGGGAGAAACUCGGCAGAAAAUAGAGGUGUUUGUGAAGGAAAGCUUCCAGGCCAAAGAUGAGCUGUUCCCGGAUAAGUCAGGUGGGGAAGAGGAGCUGGCUGUAGUGGUGAACAGAGAGCCCAGAGAUCUGGAGAAUGGAGAGCCCAGAGAUCAAGAUCUGGAAUGUGCAGGGAGCCUGCCAGCUCAGACCCCAGUCCUCCCAGAAACCUACCUAGAAGAAUCAACAUCCCCAGGGGCAACUGCUGAGACUGCAUUUGUUUCGGAACCCAAUGGGGCUAGGACAGAAGACGUAGAGGCCAUUGCCCAGGAGACCAAGGAGAGGCUCUUCAUCGACGACCUGCCUGACUUGGAAGAUGUUGAUGGCAGCGACACAUCGAUGGAAGACCAUCCAAAGCAGGAAAUGGGCUUUCCAAAGAUCCAGGUUAUAUCGAGCUUGAGUGACGACAGUGACCCCGAACUGGACCACCUGUCCCCUCCUGUGACUCCCACAGGCACCCUCUCACACAUAUUUGCAGUCUCCAAGGACUCCUCAAAGGCAGCAAGGAUGGCCUUCACAGACAUAUGUAAGCAAGAAGUGAGGAAAGACUUGGAAAUCCCAAGUCAAGACACCAGCACAGUCUCUCCAAGACAACUCAUUCAGGAGCUUGGCGACUGUGAGCCAAGCCAACCCCAGCUGCCUCUUGCCAGCACAGGUGACUCAGCACCACUCCUUUCCAGUGAGGAUGGCCAGCAACCUGCAAAUGAUACACCAGGAGACAGAUAUGAAAAGGAGGAAGUACAGCCUAAGACAGGCUCCGAGGAGCCCAGCGUCAGAGCAGGCCAGGACGACACUGAAUUUGGCUUGGACCAAACCCCAAGGCAGACUCCUCCUCUGUCAGACUAGAAGUGACAGAUGCAGCUCAUCCCUUCUUCUGAGUACUGUGACUGAGCUCUGACUGGAAUGGGUGCUGGGCAGACCAUAUAGCUUUGUGUUCCUCAAACUCAAUGUAUG